UAUAUACUUUGCUAGACUGCGCACUCUAGAGGUAUAGCAAACCCGGAAGACAUUCUCAGGUAAGUGGGGGAUCUCCUGUGUAAAGACUCUUUGGCCGGAGCCUCUCCGCCCCAGUGUUUCUGUGUUCACGGCGGCUGUGGUUAUCAGGUCCAGAGAGUUCUGGCUUUUCUAUGAGGUCCGAGUUAUUUAAGAGUAUCAAUGGCGGAAGUCAAUAGUGUGUCCACUGAUGGAACAGAGGCCAACCGGCACACUGACAUCGGGAACCCCACCAGUGCUGUCCAGGCAGGACCCGAGCUCAACGGCCAGCCUCCCUCUGCUCGGCCUCCUCAGGUGGUCACCGACAGCGAGGAAGAGGAGGACGAGGAACUGACCUUGAAAUAUGGAGCCAAACACGUUAUCAUGCUCUUCGUCCCGGUCACCCUGUGCAUGGUUGUGGUCGUGGCAACUAUCAAGUCUGUCAGCUUUUACACACAAAAGGACGGACAGCAGCUGAUCUACACUCCUUUCCGCGAGGACACGGAAACAGUAGGUCAGAGAGCUCUCAACUCCAUCCUCAACGCCACCAUCAUGAUCAGUGUGAUAGUGGUGAUGACACUGGUACUGGUUCUGCUCUACAAGUACCGCUGCUACAAGGUUAUUCACGCCUGGCUGUUCUUCUCCUCCCUGCUCCUGCUCUUCUUUUUCUCCUUCAUUUAUCUCGGGGAGGUGUUCAAAACUUACAAUGUGGCCAUGGACUACUUCACACUGGCAGUGAUUAUCUGGAACUUCGGGGUGGUGGGAAUGAUCUGCAUCCAUUGGAAGGGGCCGCUUCGCCUGCAGCAAGCCUACCUCAUCAUGAUCAGCGCCCUCAUGGCCCUGGUUUUCAUCAAGUACCUGCCAGAGUGGACAGCCUGGCUCAUCCUGGCUGUGAUCUCUGUCUAUGACCUGCUCGCUGUACUGUGCCCUAAAGGACCUCUUCGCAUUUUAGUUGAAACAGCUCAAGAGAGAAAUGAGCCGAUGUUUCCAGGCCUUAUCUACUCAUCGACCAUGGUGUGGCUGGUUGGUAUGGCAGACAAUGGGGAGACCAGGAAUAACUCUUCCUCCUCCUCCUCACCUCCCCCUCAGCAAGAGAGCCAUGGUCUCUUGAUGUAUCCUGUAGUUACCAUGGCACCGACAGCCCAGCCAGAGGAUGAUGGGGGUUUCACAAACGAAUGGGUGGGCCAGCAGGAGCAGCGCCUGGGCCCGAUACAGUCCACAGAUGAGAGCAGGCGUGAGAUCCAGCAGAUGGCCUCUGCACGUCCACCUCCUCCAGAUGAUGAUGAAGAGAGGGGUGUGAAGCUGGGUCUAGGAGACUUCAUCUUCUACAGUAUGCUGGUUGGAAAAGCCUCAGCCACAGCCAGCGGGGACUGGAACACAACGCUAGCCUGCUUUGUGGCUAUUCUUAUUGGUUUGUGUCUAACCCUCCUUCUCCUGGCCAUUUUUAAGAAAGCCCUGCCAGCUCUGCCCAUCUCCAUUACCUUCGGUCUCGUCUUCUACUUUGCCACAGAUAAUCUUGUGCGCCCAUUUAUGGACCAGUUAGCAAAUCACCAGUUCUACAUAUAGCAGAAGACCAUGUUCUUCAACCCACACUCUACGCUCUGGCUUCUACCACUGAGGAUCCGUCCCUCAGGAGGAAAAGGCGGAGGGGGAAACGUUGGCACUCCUCUGGUUUCUCUGAGCUGGGUGCGUGACUGGACUUUUUUUCUGUUUGGAGUGGAGGCCUCCAGCUAUUCAUUCCUUACCUCCAAAUUUGAUUUUCUUUCUUUGUUUUUUUUUCUUUUUAUUCAUCAAAUGAUUUCUGUAAUUGGAGUUCUCCUCCAAUUGUGUUAAGUUAGUAAUUGUUUGGGGUGAAAGCGGUGAAAAGUGGAGGAUUCGAACAAGGCAACACAACGGUUCAUCACCAAAAAUCCAUUUACAUUUACUUUAAGUCCUUUAACUUUUAUCAACAAACUGUUUUAUAACUGGACGAGGAACCUGCAUUACUUAUUUCUGAGUGAGCUGAACUCUCUCUCUGCUGCACUGAAAGGAUCCAAGACUGAUCUUGUGCUUUAAAGCUAAAUACAGAUGCAAGGCAUUAUGAACAUUUCCAGUUAAAUAUACAGUAUAAUGCAUUAAAUCAGUGAUCUAUGACUUGUAAGUGACUUUGAUUAACACGGUGGUAUUUGUGUUUUUGGAGAGCGUUUUUUUUUUUUUUAUCCCCUUUUUCCUCUGUAGAGUGCCUAUGAAUAUGGUUUUGGAGUGUUAUAUUGGAAAAAAUGACAGACCAUCCAUGUUUGUAUGUAAAGUCUCUGCAUACUGACUUAUCGCUGCAGUUUGCAAUAGAAUUAAAAGGAAGAUGGUGGACGCUACUGUUUUGCUCUCAAAGAACGCCUGGGCUCGUCAUUUUUUGGAAUGUGUCGUUCAUAAAUUGCUCCAGAUUUCGACAACAUUUCACCAAAGUUUGUGCGGGAGAUAAAGUUUCAUGCUGUGACACUUUUGUUUCUGUUUAUUAGCUGUGUACUCUGUCAUUUGUCUGUUCCUUUUGUAGCUAAUACCUCUCGAGGUUCGUUCAUUUCAACGUCUUUUCUUUUUUUCUACGAAAAAGCGGAAGUGUCUCGAUUGUUUUUGUAAUUGGUUUGUAACCAACUCGGAUGAUUCUUGAAUAAAGGGGAAGCUCGUUUGAGCAACCUUCUUGGG
Molecule: messenger RNA, 2694 nt
Organism: Astyanax mexicanus (Mexican tetra)
Lineage: Eukaryota; Metazoa; Chordata; Actinopteri; Characiformes; Acestrorhamphidae
Gene: psen1
Product: presenilin 1
Exons: 11
Coding region: 199-1581 (460 amino acids)
Biological process (GO): Notch receptor processing; smooth endoplasmic reticulum calcium ion homeostasis; membrane protein ectodomain proteolysis
Cellular component (GO): dendritic shaft; neuronal cell body; apical plasma membrane
Molecular function (GO): aspartic endopeptidase activity, intramembrane cleaving; cadherin binding; beta-catenin binding
Source: RefSeq, a predicted model, not a curated record